Molecule: messenger RNA, 1885 nt
Organism: Oenanthe melanoleuca
Lineage: Eukaryota; Metazoa; Chordata; Aves; Passeriformes; Muscicapidae
Product: sulfotransferase 6B1-like
Exons: 7
Coding region: 144-1067 (307 amino acids)
Biological process (GO): sulfation
Cellular component (GO): cytoplasm
Molecular function (GO): sulfotransferase activity
Source: RefSeq, a predicted model, not a curated record
GAGGUAAAUUAUUGUUCAUAGGGUCAAGAAAAAAAACCCAAAUAACAAACUGAGCACCUAUUAAAGGACAAUCUGUGGGCUUCUCCUUCUACAUAGCAUUUCACACUGUGACAGAGUCUGUGUGUGUGACAGAGAGAAGAAGAAUGGAGAACUCCAGGAAAGCAUUUACUGAUUUAAUAGCUAAAGGAGUAGCAGCUGGCAGCGUAAUGAAACGCGAUGAAAUGAUGUUUUCUCACAAGGGAAUUCUCUAUCCUACCACGAUUUGCAGUCCUGAAGCAUUUAAAGCCUUGGAGUCCUUUGAAGCCAGAAGUGAUGAUGUCAUUUUGGCUGGUUACCCUAAAUCCGGUACAAACUGGCUAAGUCAAAUCUUAAAUGACCUCAUAGCCAUAUCUCAAAAGAAAACACUGGGUAAGGAAAAACUAGAAGAAUUCCCUUACCUUGAAGUUGGAGAUCCUGAGAAAUAUGAGAGAAUGUUGAAAUUACCUUCUCCAAGAUUUAUGGCUACUCAUCUCCGUCCUGAGAAUCUUCCCACGUCUAUCUUCAGAAAAAAAGUCAAGAUAUUGUUACUGGUUCGUAAUCCCAAAGAUGUAGCAACAUCUUUUUUCCAUUUUUCCAAUGGCCUGGGCAUUCUUCCCUCCUAUGACACCUGGGAUGAUUUCUUCACAGAUUUCAUGUCAAAGAAAGUGGCCUGGGGAAGCUACUUUGAAUAUCUUUCUGAAUGGAAUAAAUACAUUGACAAAGAAAAUAUUAUGGCAAUAACUUAUGAAGAGCUAAAAGAGAAUCCUGCCCUGGGUGUGAAAAAUAUAGCUGCAUUUUUCGGAAUUCCUCUGACUGAGGAAGAACUCCAGCUUGUGGUAGAGAGGAGCAGCUUCCAGUCCAUGAAGAAAAACUCAGAGAAGACGCACGGGUCAUUUGGCAAUGUUUUCUUUCGCAAAGGUGGUGUAAGUGACUGGAAGAAUCUUUUCAGUGAAGAACAGAAUGAGAAAAUGGACAAAGUGUUUGAAGAACAAGUAGCAGGAACUAAGCUUGGAAAAAAGUUGAAGUAUGAUGUGUACUGCAAAGCCUGAAAAGUAAUGAAAUAGGGAUAGAACAAGAACUCUGUAAGGCAGACUCAGAUCAUCUGAAUGCUCUGCACUGGAAAACUAGAUCAAUGAUCCAAGCACUUUAGAAUUGCAGUAAGAAUAAUUACAGCAGCCUUUACAGUGACUGUGAUGAGCAUUAGUUUUUUGUUUUAUAGUGAGAUCUGUGGCUACACCCAUUUGAUGAAGAUGUCAACUAAUCCUAUUUCCAAAAACUCGACAGCCCUAUUGCAGCUGUGAUCUGGAAUGAAAUGUCUCUUUUGCUUCUAGCCAAAUUGCAUCUUUCUAGACUAUUCAUAAUUAUUUACUAUGGAAUUUGUUUUUUCUUCAAAAAUGUUUCAAAUAAAGCAACACCUUCAUAGAAAAUAGAACUAUCAAAAAUAGGGAUCUGUCAGAAGCCUAAUGACAAGGAAGAUCUUCCAUGAGUUCAGCACAAAUUAAAUCAAAGCUAGAGGGAGGAGAAAAAAGGGGAAUACGGAUCAACAUUCUUAAGGCUUUUCAUUCUCUGAAUACAAAAUAUCCAGUUGGAUUUCAGAUUAUGGUCCGAGGUUUUUAGGCAAGAUUCCCUCAGAGACACUGCUUUUUAUAGGAUCACAGAGUAGCCCAGGUUGGAAGAGAAAAAUCAUCUGGUCCUUUCAGGAAAAAGGGAGGCUGGAUGAGAUUCUAUCUAGAUAUCAUAUCUUGAAAACCUCCAGUGAUGAGGAUUCUACCAUGUUCCUGGAGGCAUUUUCCCAGCAAAUCAUUGCUCUUGCUGUAAAAAAUGUACUUAAUGUACCAAGAUUAAAUGUACCUGUUCUUCUCCAUGU